This is a messenger RNA of Oncorhynchus gorbuscha (pink salmon), 3715 nucleotides long. It is a transcript of the gene smyd4, whose product is annotated as SET and MYND domain containing 4. Gene Ontology annotation, molecular function: protein binding. The transcript has 10 exons. Lineage: Eukaryota; Metazoa; Chordata; Actinopteri; Salmoniformes; Salmonidae. The coding region runs from base 167 to 2596 and encodes 809 amino acids. The record is from RefSeq and is a predicted model, not a curated record.
UGACUGCCGUUAGAAGAGAAACUGGGCGCUGAUUUUGAGCCUCAACUACCUAUUCACAUUGAGACCUAGCAGUCUGUAUAACCAAAAUGGAUACGCAGUUUCUGAAAAUACCACCGAAGCGGACAUGAGUUUCUCUCCAACUACAGUGUAACGUUAGUUUCACAUAAUGGACCUGCCGUGUGUCGAGUGGCAAAAGCAUGUUGAACAGAAGUGGAGCCGACUCACUCUUGAUGAGAAGAAAUGCUUCUCGUCCCUGUUGGACAUAGAUGAGGUCUUUGAUUUUGGCCUGUCUCAAGUAAUCCAAGAGGACGUGGACUUUCUGUCGGGCAUUUCCAAGGACGAUCCUGUCCAGAAGGACCUGGAAAGAGCUGCCAGAUGCCGGAAGGAGGGCAACUCCAGUUUUAAAACCAGGGACUACACUGCUGCUGUCCUGCACUACUCACAGGGUGUGUGUUAUGCGUCUCUGAGCUCGGAGCAGCUCUCUCUGUGCUAUGCCAACCGUUCUGCAGCGCUAUUCCACCUCCAGCGCUACAGGGAGUGCCUCGAGGACAUCGACCGAGCCCUGAACCAUGGCUACCCAAGUCACCUGAAGCACAAACUACAGGACAGACAGGCACAGUGCCUCAACCACUUCCCCAACGGGACAGAGGAGAUAACCACCGCCACCAAGCAGGGGGCAGGGCACCAGGCAGAGGGGGUGUGUAGCAGGACCAACCCAAAGUCCCCAAACUCCCAGCAGCAGAGUGCUCUCUCCCCUGGUUUGUCCGUGUGCUUCAGCCCUGAAAAAGGGCGACACCUGGUGGCCACCAAGGGAAUCGCGGCCGGAGAGGAGAUAUUGGAGGACAGGGCUUACAGCUGUGUGCUAAUAGCAGGGAUGGGGAGAGGGAGAAGAGAGGAGACGGAGGAAGCAGGAGAAGUGUUUGGGACCGAGGUGAGGUACUGUCAUCAGUGUUUGGGGGAGACGGUGAGCCCUGUGCCAUGUGAGGGGUGCAGCUACGCCCGCUACUGCUCAGAGGGGUGUCGGAAGGGCGCGUGGGAGUGGCAUCAUCGCUGGGAGUGUCCAAUCGGAGCCGAGCUGAGUACUGCGGGGGUGAUGUCACAGCUGGCGCUGAGGGUGGCGUUAAAAGCGGGGGUGAAGGAGGUACUGAGGGCACGGGAACCAAUCAGAGACGUGGAUAACGAUUCUAAACUAAUCAGAGAGAAGAUUAGCUCCAAGAAUUCCAGUUCUAAGCCAAUCACAGAAAAGAUCCGCCCAAAGAUGAAGAAUUCUGGCUCCAGUGACGCCACAUCAACUGAGCCGGAGGUCAACGACCCCUCUGCUUAUUACCAUGGUGAUUCCUACCUGAGCGUCUACCACCUGCUGCCUCACCUGAAUGGCCACGCCCCCAGCCUGCGCUUCUUGUACUCUGUCACCAUAGCAACGCUCUACCUGCGGCUGCGCCAGGCGGGACCUCCUCCUGCGUCCUGGGAAAGGGGAGGAGUGUCAGAAAGCAUGACGUGCAGUAACCAAUCACGGGCCCCCGUGGAGGGAGAGGGCUGGGCUCCGGAGCUAAGCCUGCUGGGAAGUGUAGCUCUGAGGCACAUGCUGCAGCUGAGAUGUAACGCCCAGGCAGUGAGCCUGCUCAGAGACACAGGUGAUUUUACUGCGGUGCAGUCCACCCAGGAAGUGCGCAUUGCCACGGCAAUAUUCCCCACACUGAGUAUCCUAAACCACUCCUGUUGCCCCAACACAAGCCUCAACUUCAGGACCUCUCACCUGGUCUCACCUCAACCAGACCGAGGCUCUACUGAUGAACUGGUUUCCACUGAGCCUGAGGCUCCUGUCUCCGUCUCAGCUGGAGUAGCUGUCUCUAUCAGAGCAUCCAGAGACAUCUGUCCUGGACAGGAAGUCCUCCACUGUUAUGGUCCUCACAGCAGCAGGAUGGUGUUGUGUGAGCGUCGGCGACUCCUACAGGAGCAGUACCACUUCCUGUGUAUCUGUCAGGCCUGCAGUCUGGAUCAGGGGGAGGGGCCAGAGGGCAGAGGGGCUGGGCCAGACACACACCUGCAGUGUGGGAAGUGCGAGGCACCUGUAAAGCAGUGCAGUGUGGACGGUGCAGGGUGGGUCGUGUGUGUGCGGUCGUCUUGCGGUCAUCGUGUGUCACGCUCUGAAAUGGACCUCAGACUGCAGGAGGUCAGGGUUCAGCUGGAGCAGGCAGUGGACCUCCUGGAGACAGACAGACCAGCCCAGUCUGUCAUGUUGUUACAGAGAGCAGUGUCUCAGGCUGGUGUCUUUCUGAAAGAGACUCAUUCUCUACAGGGACAACUGGCUGAUACCAUGGCCAGAGCAUAUUCCACUAUGGGUGAGUGGCGAGGGGCAGUGGACCAGUUGGAGCGUAGUGUUUUAGCCAUCCGUUCCCAGUAUGGACAGGACAGUAUUGAACUGGGACGUCAGCUCUUUAAACUGGCACAGCUACACUUCAAUGGAGGUUUCCCAGGUCCAGCUCUCUCUGUGAUCUCCAGGGCCAGAAGACUCCUGUCCCUCCACUGUGGACCCCACUGUCCUGAGGUACAGGAACUACAUUCCAUGGAGGACUGUCUACAGGGGGUGUUGUAGGACUGUCUACAGGGGGUGUUGUAGGACUGUCUACAGGGGGUGUUGUAGGACUGUCUACAGGGGUGUUGUAGGACUGUCUACAGGGGUGUUGUAGGACUGUCUACUGGGGGUGUUGUAGGACUGUCUACUGGGGGUGUUGUAGGACUGUCUACUGGGGGUGUUGUAGGACUGUCUACAGGGGGUGUUGUAGGACUGUCUACAGGGGGUGUUGUAGGACUGUCUACAGGGGUGUUGUAGGACAGGGGGUGUUGUAGGACAGGGGGUGUUGUAGGACUGUCUACAGGGGUGUUGUAGGACUGUCUACAGGGGGUGUUGUAGGACUGUCUACAGGGGUGUUGGAGGACUGGGGGUGUUGUAGGACUGUCUACAGGGGUGUUGUAGGACUGUCUACAGGGGUGUUGGAGGACAGGCAGGGAGAGCUGAGUGAGUGGCAGUGUUGUAGUACUUGGUCUCUUUGAGUCUCUCCAUCUUGUCUCUGUGUGGGAUACAUUUGUCCUCUGUCUUGACUCGGUCUCAGACUGUGAGGACUCUUCAUUUCUUCCUGAGACCAGCGGAGUAAAAAACAACAACAUUAUCAGCUUCCAUUCAAUAAAUAAAACCCGCUUGGCCAGGACAAAUAUAUCCACUCCUUUCUUGAAACAUGUAAUACCUGAACAGCCUUUAAAUCUGUUCUGGACACAGUGGUGAACCUGUUGAACCUGGGCCCUUUGCUGCAGUCCAUGAUCAGAAGGGCCCUCUUUAUCCUCCUGGGUGGAAGGUUAUUCAUAUUGUUCCUAAUUAAUGAAGUUCAUAUAAAAUAAACAGAAUUCCGGUGUUUAAAUGUCUGUUUUUUUUUUGUUGUUAACUGAAAUAUAAUUUUUUGUAAAUGUUCUGUGAUGAAUAUAAGGUGUAAUAUCGGGAUGCAAUUUUAAUUUCAGCUCUUUUUUUUUUUUUUUUUUUUUCUCAACAAUUUUAUUUCAACUUUAUAUCUGACAUGGUGGAGGUGUCAUUUCUUUGUUUUUGUUUUUUUAAAGCCUCUAAACUUGUGUGUGUGUGGUGUAAUACUUUUGUUUCAAAGUAGAUUUAAGAUCAAUACUCUGUGACCCCGAUUUAGCCCACUGCAGUAAAAGGUUAACUUCU